AUGUCCAUCAGUCCAGAGGACGCGGAGUUCACUAAAGAAAUUCUCCCAGGCCUUCUAGAUGAAAUAUUUCCUUCAAAAAUCAACAAUAAUACACAGUUAUAUCGUCACAUUAUCAACAAUGAACAGUUAAACUCUCUUCCAUUGGCCGUCAACAAGAAUAUUCAUUUUAGAAUGUUGCUGUUAGUUGAUGAUGGGAUAGGCAAUCUUUAUAGGGGUAUCAAAGGUAGAGGAUGGAAAUUGGAGAAACUAGAUGAGUUCAAAGAGGAACCAUUGGUAUACAUCCUUUAUUCAACUAGCGAUUCCCUUGAUGAAGACACUGAAAUAAAUGCUUUUAUAUCUCUCCAAUUCAGUGAUUUGAUUCUUGGAGAUCCCAGCUUAGGGAAGGUUGUUUAUCUCUUUGAGAUACAUCUUUCAUCAGAGUUGCAAAAUCAAUCAUUAGGCACUCGCUUUCUACUCGGCAUUGAUAAAUUAUCGGUGCUGCCUACUUUGAAAGCACACAAUUGUAAGGGUGUUGAGUUAACGGUUUUCAUACAGAACCAAAGGGCCUUCAAUUGGUAUAGAAAGAAUGGUUAUGCCUUGGCCAGUGAUUCGCCGCCUAACGAAGAGUACGUGAUUCUAUUCAAGCAGACUCAUUCGGUGACAUAA
Molecule: messenger RNA, 645 nt
Organism: Saccharomycopsis crataegensis
Lineage: Eukaryota; Fungi; Ascomycota; Saccharomycetes; Ascoideales; Saccharomycopsidaceae
Gene: NAT4
Product: N-terminal L-serine N(alpha)-acetyltransferase NatD
Exons: 1
Coding region: 1-645 (214 amino acids)
Cellular component (GO): nucleus
Molecular function (GO): protein N-terminal-serine acetyltransferase activity; histone H2A acetyltransferase activity; histone H4 acetyltransferase activity
Source: RefSeq, a predicted model, not a curated record